AUGCCUGCCAAGCCCUCCCAGAGACGCACUGCCGCCCUGCUGCUCUCCUCCCUGGCCGUGUUGACGGCCUACACGGCCUGCACCCACGCUCUGCCCGACGAGGACCUGCCGCGCCACCGCAGGAAUGACCGCGCGCCGCACAGCCCCGCCGUGGGCGACGCCGCCGAGGUGCGCGUCGAGGGCCGCGGGGACCACUUCGAGCUCAUCUCCACGUCGAGCCAGAACAAGGCGCCGCCGGAGGACAAGGUGGCCUCCAGCGACCUCCCCGCCGCCGACAAGCAGUACGACUACCCGCUGGUGAGGCCAGUGUACGCGCCGUUCGUGACGCGGCCCUCCAGCUACGCCGUGCCCUACGUGGAGAUCCUGGACCACCACCGGGACCCGCCCUUCAGCAAGCCGUCGCACUUCGUGACCGGCUCGCCGAUGGUGUCCACCGUGGUGGUGCAGGACAUGAGCCAGACGCCGCUGCGACCGCACGAGGAGGUGACGUCCCUCGUCGACAACUUCCAGCACCUCGGGCCCACCAAGAUCCCCUUCACGGACGUGCAGGUGGUCACGAGGCCGAUCGGCGGCGCUGACAAGAAGCCCAACUUUACCGAUAAGCUGGAGGAAACUUCCUUGGAGCACGGCGGUGGCGGUGACUCCGACGAGGACUUGGAAGAGGACGACGACGACGACGACAACGAGGAGCUGCUCGAGAACCCGCCCAACUUGGACCUGGGCGGGAUCGUGGAGGACGUGGUGAGGAAAGUGUUCCAAGAAAACCCAGUGCUGCACGACGCGGCCGAGCUGGCGCCCCGGCCGGAGGUCGGGGUGAAGACGUGGCCGUGCCCGCCAGUCACGUGCUGCACCAGGCCCGCCACCAAGGCCAAGGACGCCAAGGACGCCAAGCAGGCCAAGCGAAGGUGCUCCACCUUCGUCAACUGUGUCGCAGGCCGCUCGCCGGGCUGCCCCCUCCGCGCCGAGCGCGUGCCGCAGGCGCUCGCGCUCACCACACCGUCAAAUGGCUACAGCAACACCACGGGCCCCAAGGCAGACGUGCGCGUCGGCGAGCCGCAGCCCCGCUUCAAGAAGAAGAAGAUCCUCAAGAAGAAGAAGAAGCUGCUCAAGAAGUUCCUGCUGCCACUGCUGCUGGCGUACAAGCUGCUGUUCCUCAUGGUGGUGCCUAUGAUGGUCAACGGCAUGAUGAUGAUGAUGUCCUCCUCCGGGAUGGCCGGAUUUUUCUUCGCGCUCAUAGGCGCCUCCAUUACCAUGGGUGGAUACAGUCGCUCUUCGCAGCACAGCCAUCCGGUGACCGAAACAAAAACCCGGACGGAAGUGGUCACAGUAGCAGGGUCUGAUUGGUCAGGGCAGGAGUCGCGCUUGGAGUCUACUUCUGUCGUCCCCGCGGAGGACUGAGCUAGCAUUUCUGAGCAGCAAUAAGUUAUUCUUCCAACUUCGAUAUAAGAGUUAGACGCAUUGGCUACACUUCAUUUCCAAGCCCGGUGGGAGGAGGCGCCGUUCAAAUGAAGUGCAGCCAUUGGCCACUUAUCGUAAUGGUCUGGUUGUGGGUGGUGAAUGGGUUCUAAAAGGGCUAUCUAACGUGUAUCAAUUUCCAUACCGAUGUUUGGAGGCAAAGUAUCAGCUCUCCUAAUUAAGCUUUGCAAUGCUGUUGU
This is a messenger RNA of Thrips palmi, 1655 nucleotides long. RefSeq lists its product as uncharacterized. The transcript has 3 exons. The coding region runs from base 1 to 1398 and encodes 465 amino acids. NCBI's taxonomy places the organism in Eukaryota, Metazoa, Arthropoda, Insecta, Thysanoptera, Thripidae. The record is from RefSeq and is a predicted model, not a curated record.